AUGCAGCUCAUACCAUUUGUGAGCUUAGCCCUGCCAGCCAGGGCUGUGCUGAUCCCUCAUCCUCUUUCCCAGCAUCUCACCUUUCCCUUGCUGUCAGUCACUCUCCUGGUGUCCUUUGGCUCCUCCAUGCUCUAUGGCUACAACCUGGCUGUGGUGAAUUCACCAGCAGAGCACAUAAAGGCUUUCUACAAUACCACAUGGUCCCAGCGGUACGGGCACGGGCUGGCUCCUGGCCCCCUGACCCUCCUCUACUCCCUAACUGUCUCCAUCUUCGCCCUGGGUGGGCUGUUGGGCUCCUUGCUGGUGGGGGUGCUGGUGGAGCGGUACGGCAGGAACGGCACCCUGAGCCGCAGCUCUCUCCUCGUCCUCCUGGCUGGCGGGUUUNGGGGUCUGGGGUCCCCUGAGAUGGUGAUCAUUGGCCGCUCCAUCACGGGGCUCCACUCAGGUAUCUGUCUCAGUGUGGUGCCCCUCUACCUGGGAGAAAUUGCCCCCAAGAACCUGCGAGGGUUCCUGGGCCUCAUGCCCAGCAUCUUCAUCUGCCUGGGGGUUUUCUUCGCGCAGGUCCUUGGGCUCCCAGAGCUGCUGGGCAAGGACAAGUUCUGGCCCCUUUUCCUGUCAAUGGUGGCCAUUCCUGCCUCCCUCCAGCUCCUGCUGCUGCACUGCUUCCCUGAGAGCCCGCGCUACCUGCUGAUAGAGAAGAAUGACAUCUGUGGGGCCACCAAGGCGCUGCGCCGGUUCCUGGGGACGCCUGACGUGCAGGGUGUGAUUGAGGAGAUGAAGGAGGAGCAGCAGUCACUCUCCUCUGUGGAGAUGGUUUCUGUCUGGCAGCUGCUGCGGGACCGCUCUGUCUGCUGGCAAACCCUCUCGGUGGCAGUGGUGAACGCUGGCAUGCAGCUCUCGGGGAUUGACGCCAUCUGGUUUUACACCAACACCAUCUUUGAGAACGCCGGGAUCCCCGUGUCCCAGAUCCCCUACACCACCGUGGGCACCGGCGCCAUCGAAGUUGUUGCAGGACUUGUUGGGUGCUUCACCAUUGAGAAGCUGGGCCGGCGGCCACUCAUCAUCACCGGCUUCUGUGCCAUGGGCAUCUGCUCUGCUGGCAUCACUGCCUCCCUGCUGCUGCAGACCUCCCUGCCCUGGAUGAGCUAUGUCAGCGUCGCCUGCGUGGUUGGCAUCAUUGCUGGCUUCUGCAUGGGACCAGCUGGUGUCCCCUUCCUGAUGACAGCUGAGCUCUUCACGCAGUCACACCGCCCGGCUGCCUACAUCGUGGGAGGAUCCCUCAACUGGCUCUGCAACUUCACCAUUGGCUUCAUCUUCCCCUUCUUGCAGAUGUCAACUGGUGCCUUUUGCUAUCUGGUUUUCUGUGGUGUCUGCCUGCUGGUGGCCCUGUAUGUCUACUUCAUCAUCCCCGAAACCAAGAACAAAACCUUCAUGGAGAUCAGCCACAUCUUUGCCACCCGACACUCCCUUCUCUCCAUCCCAGCCCAUCUCACUGGGAUGAUGAAGCUCGAUGGCUACGGAGCCUUGGAGAGCAACUCCUUGGAGGGUUCAGGCUCCAGCCUGCCCUGA
This is a messenger RNA of Chaetura pelagica (chimney swift), 1569 nucleotides long. Its product is annotated as solute carrier family 2, facilitated glucose transporter member 9-like. The record is from RefSeq and is a predicted model, not a curated record. The transcript has 12 exons. Gene Ontology annotation, cellular component: membrane. Gene Ontology annotation, biological process: monosaccharide transmembrane transport. Gene Ontology annotation, molecular function: hexose transmembrane transporter activity. Lineage: Eukaryota; Metazoa; Chordata; Aves; Apodiformes; Apodidae. Bases 1 to 1569 code for a protein of 522 amino acids.